Cryptomeria japonica (Japanese cedar) is the source of this 1467-nucleotide messenger RNA. RefSeq names its product cullin-1-like. Bases 1 to 1467 code for a protein of 488 amino acids. The transcript is spliced from 4 exons. NCBI's taxonomy places the organism in Eukaryota, Viridiplantae, Streptophyta, Pinopsida, Cupressales, Cupressaceae. Gene Ontology annotation, molecular function: ubiquitin protein ligase binding. The record is from RefSeq and is a predicted model, not a curated record. Gene Ontology annotation, cellular component: cullin-RING ubiquitin ligase complex. Gene Ontology annotation, biological process: protein ubiquitination; ubiquitin-dependent protein catabolic process.
AUGAUGGAUGCGUUGAAAAUGCAGGCUUUUAUGAUUGUUCAAAUUAAUAAAAUGCGAGAGGGUGAUAGCAUUCUUGAUGGGACUUUAUUGCAGAAUGUUUUGUGUAUGUUGUUGGAUUUUGGGAUGGACUAUUAUAAAGAUUUAGAGUUGGCCAUUUUUGAAAGUACCAACAUAUAUUAUUCCAGAAAGGCUGCUUCAUGGAUAUUCAUGGCAGCCUUUGAUAGUUUUUGCAAUCAACAAGUUGCAGGAAAUACUAUUUGGGAAUUGUUGGUCUCAUUUUGUGACAAUAUUUUGACAAAUAGAAACAUGACAUUUUCAGAUGUUGAAGAUGCCCUUGAGAAGGUUGCAAAGAUCUUUCCCUGCGUCCAUGACAAAGACAUGGUUGCAGAUUUUUAUAGGAAGAAGCUCGCAGGUAGGCUUUUUUCCCAUAAAAGUUCAAAUGUUGAUUAUGAAAAAAGCAUGUUAUUUAAGUUGAAGUUUGAGUGUGGAAGACAAUUUACAUCUAAAAUGGAGGGCAUGCUUACUGAUUGGACAUUGGCAAUAAAAACCCAAUCAGAUUUUGAGGAAUAUCUCAGUCAGAAUCCUCUUCAGCCAUGCUCUGGAAUAGAAUUCUCUGUGACAGUUUUGACAUCUGGCUUCUGGCCAAGCUAUAGGUCACCUGAAUCACUUGUCCUUCCUGUUGAAAUGGUGAGACAUUUAGAGUCAUUCAAAGAGUUCUAUAACAGAGAAAAAAUGAACAGAAGGCUAACAUGGAAAUAUUCUCGGGGAACAUGCAUUAUUAUUGGAAGAUUUGACCAAGGUGAAAUUCAAAUAGUUGGAACACCUUAUCAUGCAAGUGCACUAUUGUUGUUCAAUGAAACAGAGAGGCUAAGUUUUUCACAAGUCAAAUCCCAAUUGAAUUUGGAAGUUGAAGAUACCAUUUCAUUGCUGACAUCCCUUGCAUGUUCAAAAUACAAAAUCCUAAGUAAAUUACCAGAUACCCAAUCUGUGAUAGAAACAGAUUAUUUUGAAUUCAAUACAAAAUUUCUUUGUAACAAGAGGAAGAUCCGACUUCCGGCACCCACAGCCAAUGUAAAAGAAAAUGUUAGGAACGUUGUGUUUCGAGAUAGAGAUCAUAUAAUUGAUUCUUCCAUUGGUACUUCUGAGAAUUCCCUAUGUUUUCAUGGUUAUCCUAGUGGACCUUGGAAUUCAAUUUGUAUUCGUGGGUUUGUUGAUUAUGAUUGGACAGGACAAAUUACAAUUUGUUGUGAUAGUGAGAGUGCCAUUAGAUUAGCUAAGAAUCCUACUUUCCAUGCCAGAACAAAGCAUAUUGAUGUACAGUUUCUUUUUGUUCAUGAUAUGGUAGAAGAUGGAAAGGUGAAGUUGGAGAAGGUUGAUACUUUGGCGAAUGUUGCAGAUGAAUUGACAAAGCUAGUCAACACUAAGAAGUUCAAAUGGUGUGCCAGUUUGAUGGGCCUUGGUUCCUGA